Messenger RNA from Aureobasidium musti, 1038 nucleotides. NCBI's taxonomy places the organism in Eukaryota, Fungi, Ascomycota, Dothideomycetes, Dothideales, Saccotheciaceae. The record is from the annotation of a GenBank genome assembly.
AUGUCCUCUAUCAAGUCCCUCGCCCUGCUGGCUCUGGCCACCGGUUUCGCCAGCGUAGUCAACGCAGCAGAGACUGGUAAGACCACCCGCUACUGGGACUGCUGCAAGGGCUCUUGCGCAUGGCCCGGCAAGGCCGAUGUCUCAGCUCCCAUUACCACUUGUGACAAGAACGACAACCCUUUGACUGAUGCCAACACUGCCUCUGCCUGUGAUGGUGGUUCUGCAUACAUGUGCUCCGACCAGUCCCCUUGGGCUGUUUCUGAGGACUUGGCUUACGGUUUCGCUGCCGCAAACAUUGCCGGUGGCUCAGAGGAGAGCUGGUGCUGCUCUUGCUACAAGCUCACUUUCACGACUACCUCCAUUGCUGGCAAAACUAUGAUUGUCCAGGCUACCAACACUGGCGGUGACCUCGGCAGCAACCAAUUCGACCUCGCCAUCCCUGGUGGCGGCGUCGGUAUCUUCAACGCCUGCACUGACGAGUGGAACGCUCCCUCUUCCGGUUGGGGCGCUCAGUACGGCGGUAUCAGCACCAACACAUGCAGUGCUUUCCCCAAGGCCCUGCAACCCGGAUGUGGCUUCCGUUUCGACUGGUUCGAGAACGCUGACAACCCCGAGAUGGAGUUCGAGCGUGUUGAGUGUCCCGCUGCGAUUACUGCAAAGAGUGGAUGUAAGAGAGCCGAUGAUGGAUCUCAGGCCUACCCAUCCAUCGUCUCGGCUGCUGCUGCUUCUUCGUCGUCGCCUGUUGCUUCUUCCUCUUCUGCUGCUGCUCAGAAGGUCGCUGCUACCAGCGAGGCUGGUCCUGUUGCUUCUUCCUCUGAAGUCGCUGCCUCGUCUGCUUACUCUGCUCCUGUCCUUGAGUCAUCUGCUGCUGCCUACUCCUCUGCUGCCGUUGUCGAGUCGUCUGCUCCCGCCUACACAUCCGCCGCCUCUGUUGAGUCUUCCAGCACUGGUGUCUCAUCCGCUGCUGCCUCUUCUGCCUCCGCCAACUCAGACGAUGCAAACUGCAACGUCCAAUACGUCUACGAGUACGACCUUUAA